AUGAUAUCCAGAUCUAUCUUGCGAGGUUUACCGCUUCGCAACGCGAUCGCACAUUCUCCUAACACUACCCCUCUCUUACAGCCGUUGUCUGUCACCCAAUACAAGCUACCAAGAUGGACACAUCCAUCUAUCAAUCCACCUCAUUCACGAUGCUACCAAAACCGCAGGCAGAGAUACUACAGAUUUGAUCCUAAUGAAGCUCGAAAUGCACGCCCUCUCUUGACCGAGCAACAUAUCAGAAACUUCACCAAACAUCCUGCUUUACACUCAUUCAUAGUCCUAUUAGCUGGUAGUGGUAUAUUGGUUUAUGCUAGCAAUAUCGAGGAUGUGCCGGUUUCGGGAAGAAGGCGGUUCAAUAUAUAUAGUCAUCAGGAUAUGGAAGCAGAAGGGCAGAUGAUGUAUGAACAGAUAUUGCGACAGUACCACAACCAUAUUCUUCCCGAUUGGGAUAAGAGGACUCAGAUGGUACAGAGAGUUAUGAGUCGACUAAUACCUGCGAGUGGCAUCGACAACGUAAAUUGGGAAGUAAAUGUGAUAGAGUCUCAAGAAAUGAAUGCCUUUGUUAUACCUGGAGGCAAAGUGUUUGUCUUUACAGGAAUAUUGCCGAUUGCUAAAACAGAUGACGGCCUUGCUACAAUUCUCGGUCAUGAAAUUGCUCAUAAUAUCGCAAAUCAUUCGGGAGAAACAAUGAGCAAAACCGCGGUAUUUUAUAUGCCCUUGCGUAUAUUAUUUCGAUUCCUAGAUGCCACAGGAUAUACUGGAGGUUUAGGUGAAAUAUUAGGAGCUCUCGCACUUGAAUUUGGCAUGAACUUACCGGCAUCAAGAAACCAGGAAACAGAAGCUGAUCAUAUUGGACUGAUGGUCAUGGCAAAGAGCUGUUAUGAUCCUCACGCAGCAGUAGGCGUAUGGGAGAGGAUGCAGGCCGCAGAGAAGAAUGCACCACCUGAGUGGUUUUCAACUCAUCCAUCGAAUAACAAUCGAAUAACACAAAUGCAAGAAUGGAUGUCCAAAGCGGAGGCCGCAAGAGACGAGAGUGGAUGUGCGCCUACUAAGAAUCAUUUCAACAGCUUUCGAAAUUCAUAUGGCGAGCUUUGGUCAUAA
This is a messenger RNA of Botrytis fragariae, 1101 nucleotides long. RefSeq names its product putative mitochondrial inner membrane metallopeptidase oma1 protein. Gene Ontology annotation, molecular function: metalloendopeptidase activity. The coding region runs from base 1 to 1101 and encodes 366 amino acids. Gene Ontology annotation, cellular component: mitochondrial inner membrane. Gene Ontology annotation, biological process: protein quality control for misfolded or incompletely synthesized proteins; mitochondrial protein processing. The transcript is spliced from 4 exons. Lineage: Eukaryota; Fungi; Ascomycota; Leotiomycetes; Helotiales; Sclerotiniaceae. The record is from RefSeq and is a predicted model, not a curated record.